Molecule: messenger RNA, 2942 nt
Organism: Drosophila elegans
Lineage: Eukaryota; Metazoa; Arthropoda; Insecta; Diptera; Drosophilidae
Gene: d4
Product: zinc finger protein DPF3
Exons: 3
Coding region: 183-1679 (498 amino acids)
Biological process (GO): nervous system development
Cellular component (GO): nBAF complex
Source: RefSeq, a predicted model, not a curated record
GGUAUAUCGAUUAACACAGCUCUAGUCAUGGAUGCGUCCCACAAAUUUCUACCGAAGUUUAAUGUAGAUUUUCGAUUUUUGUAAAGCUUCUGUCUUAUUUAUUCUUCAUUUUAUCUUCACAAUUUGGGUUACAAAGCGAUUGGCCUAGCUAAUUAUUGGUAAGGCGUUCUAGAAGCUGAAACAUGGCUUCCGAAUCUGAAUUUGAGAAAACCUUGGUAGUAAACAUUGGAAAUUUUGAGAAGAUCCAAAAUAUUCUAAAUGACAAAGAGAAGUACAAGGAGAUACUUGAAAACAGCGAGAAUUUUAACACUCGUCUGUGCAUUGAACGGAGACUUCGCAUGCCAUUCCUGGACCCCCAGACUGGGGUGGCACAGACACAUUGUUCACUCUUUAUGAAAAAAAAACAGCGUAUGCCUGGAUUCCGACAUGGCCAAAUAUACACAUAUCCAUCGUCCCGCUGGCGCAAGCCCAAGCGUCAGUAUCUACUUAACCCGAACCAGAGCUACCGAGCAUUUCAGUACCGCGAAAAUCAUCUUCAACACUCCCACCAUCAACAGCACCCACAUCACCAUCACUCUUCUGUCGUUGCUGUAACCCGAGACCUCCAUCUUGCGGAGAGCGCAGCGACUGCUGCUACCGAUGGCAACUCCAUGGGAGCCUCGGGAGACAAUGACAGUAAGGACUCACAUGCAAACGCCGAGAAGGAAUGGUUUCACGAGGAAAUGGACACAUCUCAUUAUCAUCAUGGCGAUGAUUAUGAGGAUGAUUUUGAUUCAGAUAACGAUUUUGACGAGUCAUACACCAGCAGGGGUAAACGCAAAAAAGGUUCAAGACCUCGACGUACAAUUGCAAACGUUGAGGGUACUCCAAAACGUGGGCGUAAAGGUGGUGGCAAUCGUCGGAGAAACGCUAUUGAAGGAGAAACAGACCGAAAACGUCGUGGUGGUGGAAAUACAUCUGCAGCUGCCGCCGCAGCUGCUGCAGCCGUUGCACACGCAGCCAGCACUGCAGCAGCAGCAGCUGCCGCCGCCACAGGGCUCUAUGCAUCUCACUCAAACUCUGCUUCACCCAUUCCCACCAAUGACGACACUUCGCAGUCAACACAAAUAGUGGCAACACCUAUAGCUACUUCUUACGAAAAGGUUUCAAACGAUGCUGGAACUUCCAAUGACUCAAUGCCUCUAGCGUCCAUGGCUGGAAUAAGCAUAGGUUUGGUUGCAACACCCAACGCCUCUAACUCCUCGCCGGUGCAUGCAACAACAAUUCCCAUGGCGUUUGCUACGGGAGUUGGUCCGAUUAAGGUCAAACCACUCGUUGAUCGGGACAUAGCUCAACCGUCUCCCUACUGUGACUUUUGUCUGGGCGAUCACCAGGAAAACAAAAAAACCAACAUGCCCGAGGAGCUUGUGUCGUGCUCGGACUGCGGUCGCUCGGGUCAUCCAUCGUGUUUGCAGUUCACAGCCAACAUGAUAAUAUCAGUUAAACGCUAUCGCUGGCAAUGCAUCGAAUGCAAGUACUGCUCCAUAUGCGGGACCUCUGAUAAUGACGACCAGUUAUUAUUUUGCGACGAUUGUGACCGCGGAUACCAUAUGUAUUGCCUGUCACCACCGCUAGUUACUCCACCAGAGGGUUCUUGGAGCUGCAAGUUAUGCAUGGAGGAAUUCCACAAGAAUAAUUGAUCUUACAUUUAAGGUUAUAAAAUUAUUUAAUGCACUUAUAUUCCGAAAUAUCCACAGGUCUCUUUAUCAUAUAUUUGUACAUGGUAAAGAUUUAAUUUUAAACCACUAGCGUAUUUGCUGGUUUUAAGAACUCCCAAAUUUUGUACAUGGAAGUGAUUUUAUUUCAAACUAUCCUUUAUUACAUUUUCAAAGUAAUCUGCCAUUUGAACUAAUUUAUUUGUCCACGUAAACUUUGUAUAUCAAAUUUGUAACAAGAUAAUUUAUUUGAGAGUUAGAAUUGUAACAUCAAAAAUUAAAUUUAACGAAAGUAUACUUUGUGAUAAAUCUAAAUCCGGCAAGGAAGAACUUUAAAUCACUUUUUAACCUUAAUAAUAAGCCAGCUGAUUUUUGUUUUUGAAAUACUUCAUGAUCGGCACACAAUUUUAAAAAUUAAGUAAAGUUUUUACACGAAUUUUUACUACGGCAAAAAAAAACAGUGCUCGCAGGUAACAGUUUAUCGUUUUUUGAGGUCUAAAAAUAACUUAAUUACGGACCGACUGCGCAAGGAGUCAGAGAUAACAAUCGGUCUGUGCUCAACCAAAUUAAAAUUAAAAGUCUUUUGCACUUGUAGGCGUUUUUGUCGUCUGCUCUUGCUUGUGAGCGAGAUUAUACCCUUGCCUUUGUGAAUUCAGUGCGUUAAGAUUAAAUGAAAGGGCAUUUUCAGCGCUUUAAUAGGGUAAGAAAUUUUAUAGAGACGACAGUGAUGCCACGUAGAUUAAAAAAGGCAAAAUUUAAUUUUCUCAGGGUUUAAUUCGAACUUGUACUUAGCUUCGCGGUGCAUUUCUGCAGCUGAACUGCUCAUUUUUAAGGGCCGGUGCGAACAUUGCAUUUGCAACCGAGGUACCGAAUUACAAGUUUGAACCAAAAACUGAUAAGUGGUGUGAAAAAGCUAACUUAACUUCGAAAAUGGCUUUAAGCAGAGGAUCGUGCAGAGCAUAUGAUGUCUAUUAAUUUCUUACUAUAUGGCUGAACUGUUCGCUCUUAUUAGCAUAGAGUAAGAACUAUAUAGAGACACCAUUUGCUCUGCCGCUCAGUAGAGCGAACAUGGUUCUCAGCAGAGACUGGGCAGGGCGCUUGCAGACCAAAUGGUGUCUCUACAUAUUUCCUACUCUAUGGCGCUUCAAUAUAUUUUAAGCAAACGUCGGAGUUUUUUAAGUGCAGAAACUUUGAAUUCCAUUUUAAUUGUAAAGCUUAACGCAGAAUAAAUGAUAAUUAUAAAAUAUA